Molecule: messenger RNA, 500 nt
Organism: Aaosphaeria arxii CBS 175.79
Lineage: Eukaryota; Fungi; Ascomycota; Dothideomycetes; Pleosporales
Exons: 2
Coding region: 120-362 (80 amino acids)
Source: RefSeq, a predicted model, not a curated record
CUCUUUCUCCCUCACACAAAAAUACACAAAUACACAACGAUCCAAACAAGCCACCCAACAUUCUCCGCUCAAACAACACCCUCCGCUUCUUUACUACCACACAAAGAACCACCGCGAAAAUGCCCCUCGUAGUCCCAGGCCUCCAGUCCAAAGAUGGCAACAGCGGCGACGACUGGCUCACGAAGCUCAUGGGCAAGAAACUCGGCGACAGCCACGAUGAAGUCACAUUCGCGAAGCAGGACCUCCCCAAGGAGCACCGCGUGCUGCAGCCGGACAGCAUGAGCACCAUGGACCACAAGCCCGAGAGGCUAAACAUCCACGUCGAUGAGGAGGGUACGGUCAAGAAGGUCAGGUACGGUUAGAUAUAUAAGGGGUUUUGCGAGCUCAUUUCUCGAGUGAAGGGUUAGAAUAUGAUGAUGAAUACGAACAUGUUAUGAUGGGACAUACAUAUAUCUAUGCUUUUAUCGUUGGGGUCAUACUACGCCGAUGUUGAUGAUAGU